AUGGCGGUGGAGGACUCGGUCGACCUCACACAUGUCGGCUCGACGGGCUCUUCGCGUGAUCCACUUCUGGUCUUCUUCAUCACCGGCAAUCCAGGCCUAAUAGAAUACUAUCGCACGUUUCUGACACUGUGCUUCGAUAGCCUUCGUACCAACUACUCAGACCUUCACAUCAAAGUUGCAGGAACAAGCCUUCGUGGAUUUGGUGUUCAAGACCAAAACCGUCAACAUCAAGCUAAUGAUGGAGCCGAAGGACCAUAUGAUCUGGACCAACAGAUUGAGCAUAUAGGCCAGAUGCUCGAAAGAACAAUUCAGAGCCAUGCAAGGCAAGGGUCUUCCACGAAAGUGAUAUUGAUGGGCCACUCGGUUGGCUCAUAUAUCCUACUCGAGGUCUUGAGACGACGAAAGCAAAGUCCUACAACGCAGCAAUUGAGCAAUGAUACCAAGGUCAUUGGUGGAAUCUGUUUGUUUCCUACAGUCACUCACAUUGCGAAGAGCCCGAGCGGCAAGAAGUUCAGUCUGUUCUUUGCCAUUCCGUACUUUGCCGCUAUUGCAGGCGUGGUUGUUCGUCUCUUGUUCUCCUGGGUCCCUUUCGGUGUGCUACAAGCAAUCGUUGGUCUUGUUACUGGAUUCCCUGCUCUGGCCGCAGAGCCCACAACCGCUUUCAUCAAGAGUCAGGGUGGUGUCAGGCAAGCAUUGUACCUAGCGGGUCACGAGAUGGAGACCAUAACCGCAGACGCUUGGGACGAUGAGCUCUGGGGCAUUUCCAAAGUACAGAAUUCGAGCAGCAACAAGACAAAACUCUACUUCUACUUCGGCACUGAUGACCAUUGGGUUGCCAACGAGACUCGAGAUGAGCUCAUUGCUGCCAGGGCUGCCACAGGGCAGUCGGGAGAUGAAGACAAACCUACUAUGGAGAUUGAUAUGCAUGGCACUCCUCACGGUUUCUGUAUAAAACACAACGAUCUGGUUGCGAAGAAAGUGGAGCAGUAUAUCGCUGAAUUGAUGCAGAACGUUGCAUGA
Messenger RNA from Aureobasidium namibiae CBS 147.97, 1020 nucleotides. RefSeq lists its product as uncharacterized. The transcript has 5 exons. Gene Ontology annotation, molecular function: lipase activity. Gene Ontology annotation, cellular component: lipid droplet. Gene Ontology annotation, biological process: lipid storage. The record is from RefSeq and is a predicted model, not a curated record. The coding region runs from base 1 to 1020 and encodes 339 amino acids. NCBI's taxonomy places the organism in Eukaryota, Fungi, Ascomycota, Dothideomycetes, Dothideales, Saccotheciaceae.